AUGGAAAUCGAUGCCGCCUUUACAGUUAAUCAUAAGACAUUUUAUCGGUAUGAAGUCAUGCUUGCUUUCGAGAAAUGCUCUGAGGAAUUUGUCUUGGUGGUUUUAUGCAAAGAGUCUAGCUGUUUGUAUGUCUAUCAAUCUCGAUAUUAUGAUUGGUUGAUUUAUUCAACAUUAAAAUCAGAGGAGGUGGUAGUCGACUUUGUGGUUUCCAACAAUAUAAUAUAUGUUGUCACUAACAAUGGCAACAUAGGGGUACUCAACUUGAAUUCUGGAAAUAUUAAAUUUCUAAACCUCAAGAAUACUCCCGAGAAAGUUCGCUAUAGAGAUCCCUCACAAAUAUCCUUUAAGUUGGUUAAUUGUGAUGAGCAACUUUUACUGAUUGAUUUUCGAUUAUGGUACUCAUCAAGAAGGGGAGUUUACAAGAUAGAUUUGUCAACUACAACUUACAUUAAGCUGAAAACUUUGGGUGACAUUGCAUUAUUUUAUGUUACUGGUCAAAAUUGUCGGGCAUUGAGCAACCCAGAGAGAUUUGGGUAUCGGAGCAGUUACGUGUAUGAAGUAAAUUGUUUUUCGCAAUGUAUGUAUGAUUGGAAUGAUCAUAGAGCAAAAUUAUAUCCACAUGGAGGUGGAGACUUGAGUUUCUUUGAUUGGUGUUUUAGACAUUCAAUAUGCCAAGGUUCUGUUCGGGACUUCAAUUUCUUUGAUUGGUGUUUUAGACAUUUAAAAUAUGAAGUUGAUUAUUCUUUAGUUGAAUAA
Messenger RNA from Vicia villosa (hairy vetch), 756 nucleotides. RefSeq lists its product as uncharacterized. The transcript has a single exon. Lineage: Eukaryota; Viridiplantae; Streptophyta; Magnoliopsida; Fabales; Fabaceae. The record is from RefSeq and is a predicted model, not a curated record. Bases 1 to 756 code for a protein of 251 amino acids.